This is a messenger RNA of Prionailurus viverrinus (fishing cat), 723 nucleotides long. RefSeq names its product copper metabolism domain containing 1 (gene COMMD1). The transcript has 3 exons. The record is from RefSeq and is a predicted model, not a curated record. Gene Ontology annotation, cellular component: endosome. Gene Ontology annotation, biological process: negative regulation of sodium ion transmembrane transport; positive regulation of protein ubiquitination; copper ion homeostasis. Bases 223 to 594 code for a protein of 123 amino acids. NCBI's taxonomy places the organism in Eukaryota, Metazoa, Chordata, Mammalia, Carnivora, Felidae.
AAGAUAGCAGUCUGCAACCCAGCCUCAUAGCCUUCUGCUUCCAGGAUUCCAAGAGGAAAGACCAUUUCUACUCCUGUUCUAAAUUGAGAAGUUGAUUUCAAGUAGCUGUUGUUUCCAGAGAAAGGAGGCUACUAUGAUUUGUCUGGUUUAGAGCUCAUGCCAACCCCAGUGGCCAGGAGAGUAUAAGGAUAUACCAAAGAAGAGUCAAUUGCAUCUGCAGACAUGGAUUUCAACCAGUUGGAGGCAUUCUUGACUGCUCAAACCAAAAAGCAAGGUGGGAUCACAUGUGACCAAGCUGCUGUCAUUUCCAAAUUCUGGAAGAGCCAUAAGACAAAAAUUCGAGAGAGCCUCAUGAACCAGAGCCGUUGGGACAGUGGGCUUCGAGGUCUGAGUUGGAGAGUUGAUGGCAAAUCGCAGUCAAGGCAUUCAGCUCAAAUACAUACCCCUGUUGCGAUAAUGGAGCUGGAAAUAGGAAAAAGUGGACAGGAAUCUGAAUUUCUGUGUUUGGAAUUUGAUGAAGUCAAGGUCAAUCAAGUCCUAAAGAAGCUGUCAGAGGUAGAAGAAAGUAUCAGCACACUGAUGCAGCCAGCCUAGCUGAAGAUGGAGUUGUUGAAGCAAAGGUGUUCAUGAUCCCUCCCCAGUGAGCUGGGGUGUUUUGUUGUUGUUUUGUCAUUGUUUUUUAAAAUCUUAUUCCCCCAUUAGUAUUAAAUCCUCAAAUUCAAA